AUGGAGCAAAAUCAAAGUCGAUUACUGGCCUCCGCCCUUCCUUACCUACAGGUAUUUUCGGUAUUCGUCCUAACCCCACCUCCCCAAAUCUUCGAAAGAACCUCCCACCAGCGACUCAAGAAGUAUUUGAUGUCUGGCUAUGUCGGCUAUGCAAUUGCUAUCCUUCUUCUGGUUUUCUUUGAGUCCUACGUGAACUUUUUAUCAAUAAACGAGGAAGUGGUCGAGUACAAGCUGGAAGACUUUACAAAGGUAAUGGGUAACACCCAGAAGGUGCUGCCCUCCAUCAUAGCUGUGUGCAAUUAUCUGAAUAUGCUGCUCAACUAUCGACGCCUUGGUGGGAUCUACAAGGAGAUUGCUUUUCUUGAGUCAGAGAUCGAGGAUGCCUCCCAGUGUUUCGGAGGACAGAAGCGUCGAUUAAGUUUCACAGUGCGUUUAAUUAUGUGGAUUGGGGUGGGGCUAGUAGUGAUAAUGAUAGGCCUGCCUCGAUGUACAUAUGAAUCGAUGGGCCCUUUCUUGAACUUUACAAACAAGACUCUGACCGAAUUCGUCCUAGUGAUGCAGCAGUUAAAGUCCCUGGAGUAUUGUGUGUUUGUGAUGUUGGUCCAUGAGAUGCUACGGUUGCUGCGCCACACGUUGCAGCAGUUGCAACUGGAACUGGUUGACUGUCAAGACCAGGACAUGGUCCAGGCUCUGUGUGUCGCCUUGAAACGAAACCAAAGACUUGUGGGUCAAAUUUGGAGACUUGUGACUGAGCUUGGCAGCUACUUCUCCCUUCCCAUGAUUAUGCUCUUCGUUUACAACUGUGUAACAAUCCUGCACAUGAUUAACUGGGCCUACAUUAACACCUUUAUUGAAAAUGAUUGCUGUACUUUUGAACGUUUUGGGGUUUGUUUUUUGCUGAUAUCCAACCUUUUAUUGGCCUGCUUUUUAAGUCAGCGUUGUACGGAUACUUACAAUAGUUUGCCUCGAAUCCUUCAUCAGAUACGUUGCAAUUCUGUAACCACAAACUCUUCAACUCUGACCAUGGGCCUGCAGGAGUACCUUUUGCAAAUGCAGCACUUGAAGCUCUUUUUUUCCUGCGGGGGAUUCUUCAACAUUAACUUGAAAUACUUUGGCGGGGUGAUAGUUACAUUAUUGGGCUACAUCAUAAUACUCUUGCAGUUUAAAAUUCAGUCGAUUGCCCAGAAAAAUAAUUCCGACGGACUAUUGCAAACCAAUUAA
Molecule: messenger RNA, 1221 nt
Organism: Drosophila bipectinata
Lineage: Eukaryota; Metazoa; Arthropoda; Insecta; Diptera; Drosophilidae
Product: putative gustatory receptor 98b
Biological process (GO): chemosensory behavior; sensory perception of taste; male courtship behavior
Cellular component (GO): dendrite; membrane; axon
Molecular function (GO): sweet taste receptor activity
Source: RefSeq, a predicted model, not a curated record